Galleria mellonella (greater wax moth) is the source of this 1191-nucleotide messenger RNA. RefSeq names its product muscle-specific protein 20. Gene Ontology annotation, molecular function: actin binding. Gene Ontology annotation, biological process: actomyosin structure organization. NCBI's taxonomy places the organism in Eukaryota, Metazoa, Arthropoda, Insecta, Lepidoptera, Pyralidae. The transcript is spliced from 4 exons. The record is from RefSeq and is a predicted model, not a curated record. The coding region runs from base 12 to 662 and encodes 216 amino acids.
AUACAAAAUAAAUGCGUGACGCCGCCCGCCCCCGCGGUGUAGCCGCUGGGCGGGCGGGCAGAACAACCGACCAGUUCAUUCUUCGAACCCGUCGCGAAAACUCGUCCAGCUGUCUUGUGAAUUCUGAAAACUUUCAUCGUAUCUCCAUUAAAAUGCCUGCCAGAAACAAGGAACAAGAGCAAGAAGUCCUAACCUGGAUCUUUGAGGUCCUCGGUGAACCUCUACCUAAUGGUGAUUAUGAAGACAUCUUAAAAAAUGGAGUAAUUCUGUGCAAAUUAAUCAACAAGCUCGCUCCUGGAUCUGUAAAGAAGAUUCAAGAAAAAGGAACCAAUUUCCAGCUUAUGGAAAACAUUCAAAGGUUCCAAGCUGCUAUUAAGAAGUACGGAGUGCCAGAGGAAGAAAUUUUCCAAACAGCUGAUCUCUUUGAGAGGCGUAACAUCCCACAAGUGACUCUAUGCCUGUACUCAUUAGGCAGAAUUACUCAGAAGCAUCCAGAAUUCAACGGUCCUCAGCUCGGACCGAAAAUGGCUGAGAAGAAUGAACGUACUUUCACUGAGGAGCAACUAAGGGCACACAAUGCGGAAUUAAACCUUCAAAUGGGCUUCAAUAAGGGAGCAUCGCAAGCUGGUCACGGUGGCUUUGGCAACACUCGUCAUAUGUAAAUGCACAGUCAAAACCUAUAGGUAUCUGAGACCAAUGGGCGCUUUUAUAAUUUAUCGUAGCUCGGUACGGCAUGGUCAUAAAAUAGGAAAGGAGAAAAUUUUAUUCUAAAGUCUCCUUUCAUUGCUCGAUUGUUCCAUAAGUGAUAUGCAUUUCAAAAUAGGCAUAGUAUUCGAUAAUAUUUCGUUCUCUCAUAAAUCAUGCCAUGUUUCACCGUGAUACUGUAAAUUACAAAGAUGUUCUAUACCGAUUUAUUCGGAGUUAGUCAGUAUUUUUAAUGAUUAUAUUUAUUCCAUUCUUGAACUAUUGUCUAUUUAAAACUGACAGGUAACAAGACAGAUUAUUAUUUAUUUUAAAUUUCUCAUUUCAAUUCCUGCUUAACAAUGUCAAAGAUUGUGUGAUAAACAUUGGAUUAUUGUAUCUAAUUAGAAUUAAUAUCUAACAAACGCUAUUUUAUUAAGAUUUUUCUACGACUACGGUGUCAUUUUGUAAAUAUUUAACAUUAUUUUAUUAAACGUUGUUUCUAAGGAA